AUGUACAACAACAACAAAAAUAAUCCACUGAUUCACAAUCCUGCCUUUGCCAUGCCCUUUCCAGUCAUUGAGAUUGUGGCAGAGGUCCUACUCCAAGAACCCCGUGUCGUGGGACCGGUGCUGGGCACCUGUCCGACAGCCGUGCGACGAUUUUUGCUCAUUAAUAUUCUACACGUCUUGACAUCCAUCUUGAUGGAUCUCAUGCUCAGUUCGUCCGUGUCGGUACAUAAUGGAGCUUAUUCCAUGGAGUGGACCUUUUCACAGAAAAAGGCACACGACACUUACACACGCUAUUGGAGCGAUCCGGUGCUUGUCCGCAAGCUCCUCCAGGAAGCCUUGGAGCGCAUCGACUUUGAUGUCGUCGAACAAGAAGCCAAACAGGCGACACCCUGGAUGGGACAGCAACAAGUCUAUGCCAUGGCCUACAAGGUCAUGCUCAUUGUCUUUUACAUUAUCAAUCAGGAUACCGAAUGUCGAUUCAUGGGACGCAGUGUCCGACAAAGGUUUGACAAGCCAUCAUCGUCAUCAUCAUCAUUGCUUGUAGCCAGCCAGCUAGCUAGGUAUGCGUAG
Molecule: messenger RNA, 570 nt
Organism: Seminavis robusta
Lineage: Eukaryota; Bacillariophyta; Bacillariophyceae; Naviculales; Naviculaceae
Source: the annotation of a GenBank genome assembly